Messenger RNA from Torulaspora globosa, 648 nucleotides. RefSeq names its product Bud21p (gene BUD21). The transcript has a single exon. The coding region runs from base 1 to 648 and encodes 215 amino acids. The record is from RefSeq and is a predicted model, not a curated record. Gene Ontology annotation, biological process: rRNA processing. Gene Ontology annotation, molecular function: snoRNA binding. Lineage: Eukaryota; Fungi; Ascomycota; Saccharomycetes; Saccharomycetales; Saccharomycetaceae.
AUGUCUGUUUCAGCUAGCAAGAGUAGACAUGUCAAAUUUGGCGACGAAGAUAGCGAUGAAGUCACAAAAGUUGUCGAAACUCGUCAGACGGGUAUGGGGCAGGUCAGCGACAGCAGCGAUAGUGAAGAUGACGAGGCUCCACAGGAAGAGGGACUUGCCAGCGGGAUGACCAAGGUCGAGGAACAGUUUAAACAGAGAGAAGAAGCGCUGCGGAGAGAGAAACAGGUUUUGAAAGAAAAGAGAAGAAAGGCGGAUGCCAAGUUUAAAGAGCAGCAGCUUACGAAAGGUAAUAGAGCUAAAUCAGGUAGUCUACAGCCAGAUGAAGAGUCUCCCGAAGAGCUGCCUGAGGAUUUUUUCGAUAAGCUGGAGCAGGAGGAGGCGGAAAAGCCUAUUGAGCAGAUGCCAAAGCAUAUCAACUUUAAUGAGAUUUCAGAUAGACAGUACACAGCAGAGGUCAAGAAACAGCUCGAGAAGAAGAAGCAAAAAACCUUGAAAAAGCUGAGGGCUAACACCGUGAAGAGAGGAUCUUUCAACGUCAGCUUACUCAGUCAUCAAGAUAGCAUGUCAUCGAUGGCGCCCAAGAAGGAAGCCUCCAUCAUGAACUCUAAGGACAAAUGGUUGAGAAGAAAGUCAAUCAGGAGAAAGUAA